Magallana angulata is the source of this 2808-nucleotide messenger RNA. RefSeq lists its product as uncharacterized. Gene Ontology annotation, biological process: protein ubiquitination. The coding region runs from base 550 to 2343 and encodes 597 amino acids. Gene Ontology annotation, cellular component: cytoplasm. Lineage: Eukaryota; Metazoa; Mollusca; Bivalvia; Ostreida; Ostreidae. The transcript is spliced from 15 exons. Gene Ontology annotation, molecular function: ubiquitin-protein transferase activity; metal ion binding. The record is from RefSeq and is a predicted model, not a curated record.
CUCUAAUACUAGAUGGAGGACCCAAUUAAUCAAGAGUUUGGUUAGUUCAGUGCGUUAUAAAUGGAAAACACUUAAUUGAAAUCCUCAUAACUGUAGCUAUUCAGGAAGUGUUAACUUUUGUUAUUUUUAACUGCAUGUUUUGAUUUUAGAUUUUGACGUUUAACGUUUAACUAUUAUCCAAUUUUGGAUUUUUUCAAUGCUUAUUUUUAACCAAAAACUCUUGGUAAACGUAUGUAAGUUCUUUUUAAGAAUAUCAACUUGGUAAUUUUCCUUAAUGAAUGAAGCAAUGUUACAAGGAAGUACGUUGUGCAUAGCUGUUUUCCGUCCUUUCUGCUUCAUCGUGCAAUAACGGAAAACUAAUCUGUCGACAUUUUUUACGUGCUCUUUAAAACAAUGCCGAAAGUGGUAAGUUCUGCUGGUUUUAUAAGACGUUGUUGUUAAUAACUCAAGCUUGAGAAAAUAAAAAAAAAGUCUUAUUGUUACUAGAACGGAUGUGGAAACAACAUUGUAAGAUUAAUUUGACCAAGUGUCCUUGUUCGCGUCAUAAUUAUGGAAGAUUCUGUCAAAGAAUCCAAGUUGUUUUGGAACCAGCAAGCAGCCAUUGAGUCUCAAAAACACAUUGAGUUUCGCUAUCAAUAUGGGGAGGGUCCAUGCAAUGUGUUUAUAUUAGACACGUCUUCCAGUCUUGGGGAACACGGUUUCAUGCAGAUGAAGGAAGCGUUUUUGUCCAUUAUUGAUGAAUAUGCAAAGCACCCGGAAAUGGACGAGAACGUAGCCGUCAUUGCGUGUGGACGAGAAACCAAGUUUACACGUUAUUUUUCAAACCAUUAUGAAGAUAUCAAACAUUGUUUAGAUGAUCUUCACUUUGGAGGAUCGUCCCCACUAACUGCUGCAUUUUUAUUGUCCAAAGGAUGUUUCGUGAAUGGUGCAAGCCACACACGCAGGGUUGGAGAUUUAUACAUUCAUCCAAGGUUAAUUCUCAUAUCGGAUGGUAGACCAACAGAUUUUACCUCUUUUUCUUCCUCGAAUGACCAUUCAGCAUUGGAAUCUGACGAAAAUAAGGAUUAUUUACUACAGUGUACCAGAGAUUUGGGAAAACUUCAGCCUAUAUUUUGUAUUCCAGUCGGUAGAAAUCCUGAUUGGACGGUGUUAGAAUUUAUCUGCAACCAGUCACGCGGAGGGAAAAUAGUUCAUUCUUAUGAAGCCAGGCAGUUUGCCAAAUUAUCUCAAAACAUGAAAAUAGCGUCUAGGCUGUCAUAUACAAUGAUGAAUGACGGGAACGAUAGAGAGCGUGUUAUGACGUCACUGGUGUGUACAUUUCCUGAUGAAGAAUUUACAGAAAUGGAUCAAGAUGAUAUAUUUGAAGUAUGCUUGAAAAAAUCCUUAUAUCGACCCGUCGAUCGUAUAGAAGCGGAGGGUGGGGAGGACUUGAAUAGGUUUGAAGAAAGAAACCCCCAGAUGCCUCCUUUAGGUGCAAGGGUCAAACGUGGGCGGGACUGGGUUUGGGAUGACCAGGAUAGUCUCGGACCUGGAACAGUUAUAGGGCAUUGCAAAAACAUGGGCUGGUUGACGGUGGAGUGGGAUACUGGCUCCCGAAAUAUUUACCGCUAUGGAACAACAUGUUUGGAGAGUGAUGUGUAUGAUGUUCAGGUAUGCAAUGAACCUCGAAUUUUGAGGAACGAACCUAUAUCAACAGGCUGCCAAGUCCACAGAGGCCCAGACUGGGAAUUGAAAAAUCAAGAUGGUGGUACCGGAAGUAUUGGAUCUGUUGUGACAGUAGUAGAAAAUGGAGAUAUUCUGGUACGAUGGCAGAAUGGUUUUUUGGGUCAGUAUAGAUUUGGUAGAAAUGGAAAAUUUGACCUUAGGAUUUGCGAUCCCUUUUCACCGGAAGCGGUUAGACACCGAUGGGAACUGAUGAGGACGCCGCCUGCGAUGAACUAUACAUCCGGAGCUCAGGCAAGCCCCAAUGAAGAUUUUGAAAAGGCAUUGGAUUCAUCAGAAACAUCAAAUAAUAAGACUUCUCCGAUAACAACGACGAAUCCGAUCUUGCAUGUAACUAAAGGAAAGUACUUCCGAAACCACUCAUUGUCAUCCGAUAUUGAAACAGACGGUCCCAGUUUUUCAUGUGCCCUUGGACAAUGGUUUUGGAAAGAUGGCACAGGAAAAUGGAACCCAUAUUGUAGAGAAACAAACACCAAAAUUAACAAAUGUUAUAAACGUGAUCCCAAGUCAACUGCGAUUGUCACGGUCCAAAACCAAACUUACAGAGUUGUAAUGGCCAAAAACAUACAGAUACACGUGGUAACUAGAGAGAAGUCUGAGGUAAAAUUAGUGAAAAAAUGAAUUCAGUGCGUGAUAACAAAUGUGGCUCUGAUAAUAAAAUAGGAUAAAUUGUUGAUCCUGUCUGUUAUAGAUGGACCUACUAUUAUUUGAUAUCAGUGUUGAAAAUAAACGAAUGAACUUUAAGAGCAUUUGCUUGUUGUUUUCUGAUUAAAAAAUAUUAAUAUUGAACCCAGCUUGUUCGAAACCACACCCAAUCUCACAAACGAUAACGGACCGAGGACCAGCUAAAUGACCGUAUCGUGAUUUCAUGAGUGAAUUAAAACGUAUUCGGAAUGGCUCACUAAUAUUUUCAAAGACAAUCUGAAACUGUGAAAAAUUAUCUUCUCGUUAUUUUCAAAAUAAUGGAAUUGAGAAAAGUGUUUUAUUAAUAAAUGCGAAAUUUGCAGUUUUUGCGAGAAUUCCAUACGAGGUGCAUAGUUUGUAGAAGGAACACUGUAACUUUUAUAAUUUAUUAAUUUUUCCUUG